CGAUUAUUAAAGACCUCAGCAAAUCAAAAGAACACCUAGAGAAGAGCACACAGUGCUUCGAGAAAUUAUUUGAUGAUUUAAAAGACAAUGACCAGUUCAAGGUUUCAAUCGUCGACACAUUCAUCAAAACCUACAAGAUGCUCAGCCAAGUCCACAUUAAAUCUGGACUAAUCGAAGAAGCGCUCAUGGUAUGUGAACGUGGACGAGCACGUGCUUUGGGAGAUCUCUUUUACCUUAAAUAUAACACAACUGAGAAAACACAAGCACAAGAACCGGAAUUUGCAGAUUUCAAAAGAAUUUUUUCAUAUAAAGAAGCCUGCAUUCUGUUUUACAACCUUCAUCUUGACAAGGUAACUUAUGAUUGCUGGAUCAUAUCAACCAAAAGUCCAUCAACAUUCUAUUAUGAUGAAAUGGAAAACAUCAAAGCUUUGGCAACAAUUGUGUCCAGUCUGUCUGAAGAUGAUAAAACAAACUUGAAUACGGGAUAUUUUCAAUAUCUCGUUGACAACAGUUUUCGCCAGAUGCGUCUUAGAGAAGAAAUGAAAUGCGAUGAACAAUCGAUGAACUUACUAGACCAUGAAAACGGGGAGCCUGCAGGCGCUACAAAGUCUUUAAAUAUCAGAGAAACUGCCCUCACAGUUUUUCGACAGGUUGACAGAUGGUGCGCUUCCGCGGACGAUGAAGAUGAUAUCGAGCCUCUCGAAGUGCUUUCCCGUAGACUUCUCUCUCCAGUAMUUAACCAGCUGACCCACGACGAGGUGAUCAUCAUCCCUGACGGUCCUCUGUUCAUGGUGCCAUUUGCUGCUCUUCAAGAUCCAGUGACCGGCAAGUAUUUGUCGGAGACUAAGCUCAUUCGCUUGGCUCCUUCUCUGACGACGCUGAAAAUUCUACAAGAAUUCUCAGACGAAAAUUAUGCUAAGUCAGGGGCGCUGAUCAUUGGAAACCCUACAGGGGAUUUACCUGGUGCAGAGAAAGAAGCCGUCGAGAUUGGUAACCUUCUCGGUGUUCAACCAUUGAUAAGAAAACAAGCAACAAAAGAAGUCAUUUUGGAGAAACUAAAGCAAGACGUGUCCGUGAUCCACUUUGCUUCACACGGCAGAGAUAAAAAUGGUCAGAUCUUACUGGCUCCUUCUACUCCUCCGAUGAAUUCGUGUUCAGCGGAUGACAAGGGCAACAUCUUGACCAUGAAGGAAGCACAGGAGAGCGGAAUUCGUGCUCAACUGGUUGUGCUGAGCUGUUGUCACAGCGGUAAAGGUGACAUCAGGUCUGAGGGAGUUGUUGGGAUGGCUCGAGCCUUUCUUGCUGCAGGAGCUCGUGCUGUUGUAGCRUCAUUGUGGGCCAUUGACGACACAGCAACAAAGUUCUUUAUGCUGAAAUUCUAUUCGCAUCUCAAGAAAGGAGAAAGUGCAAGUUUGAGUCUUCAGCAGGCAAUGAAUGAGAUGAGAGAAAAAGAGGAAUACAAGGAACCAAAAUACUGGGCGGCCUUCUUUCUAAUUGGAGACGAUGUWACCAUCACAGUGUAAUCGCACAUCAAGGCUGGGUUGUUGGACGAACAUUUUUGAACAUUAAUUAGUUUAGUUUUGUAGUUUUUACAUGUACCCUGACUGAUAAAGUGCGAAUACUAAAAGUGAAAUACUAACAGUGAUCGCACUUAAACCGUGCAACUGUACAAAUAGUGCUAUUUAGUUGUAUUUAGUAAAUCGUGCAUGUGGUACGAAAAUUAAAUUGAAUUGAUACAAAUGAAGAAUUCAAUACCAUCUUGCUUCCAGUCCACUUUUAGUACAAAUUAGUACUACUUAGAUUUAAUUGUACAGUUGCACGGUUUAUUUAAGUGCGAUCUCUCUAGCAUUUUGGGAAAUGGUUAGUACUUUUCAAUGGUUAGCGAUUGUAUAUCAUAAGUGACUCUCAAGUGAUCAUACUGCUGUCAUGUAAUGUAUAGAUUUAUUUCAAUUGUCCGUCAGUUUUCAAUUUUGUGUUAAGUAACGUUAAAAUUUUUUAUGACUGGUUGAUAGAUGGAAAUCAUUUUUUUCCAUGAUAUGUUUGAUAGUAUGGACACUGUGGACAAACUCUAAAUCAAGACAAUUAAUACCGGCAGUGAACACUAGGCCAAAUGUUAUAAAUUCAAAAACAUGUCGUUAAACGUUUUAACUUUACAUAUGCUUACUUUCUGAGAAAAUGCAUUAUAUUAUUUGAAAUUGCUUGA
Molecule: messenger RNA, 2203 nt
Organism: Exaiptasia diaphana
Lineage: Eukaryota; Metazoa; Cnidaria; Anthozoa; Actiniaria; Aiptasiidae
Product: tetratricopeptide repeat protein 28
Exons: 2
Coding region: 138-1523 (461 amino acids)
Source: RefSeq, a predicted model, not a curated record